AUGGCACGGGGAUGGAACCAUCAAGCUCGAGCUUCAGCGUUCACGGUCACCGGCAAUUCGGCGUGCGGUCUCGGUCCUGUGCAAGGCGAUUGUGUGCAAUUAUCCCACGCUUUUCCUUCAACCGCGCUCACCAUAGCUCUUGAUUCUGAAACUGCAAAGAGCAUUGUCUUCUCGAUCAACACGAUCGUGUAUACAUCAGUCCCAGUCCAGUCGCGGUACGACUGUGAACUCCGAGCCCGUGCAGACAUCAAUCAGCGGGACUUCCGCUUUCAUGAUCAUCCUGCAUUGUCGCGACUUGUGCAGCUUCACACUGGGGCUAUUUGGCGUUUUAAACGGGCGAGGUACAAGGAGGCUGUGUCCGGGCAGCGUGUGGCACAGGGGACUGUGGAGAGAGAUCGGGCAAUCGCUGUUCAAGCUACAGAUAAUAAGGACCUGCAUGAUGCACUAUCCCAGCUGGAUUGGCGUGACAUUCGGGCAGUGAAGGGAGCUGGGGCUUCUACGGUCCAGACACUUUUUCGAUUGAAGGCCAACAAGCUGAAUUUAUGGAACUAUGUGCACAGUGACCGUUCUUGUCCACAUGGCGAGUGUCCCCGAGACGUACCUAUUAGCCUUCAACACGUCUUCUGGGAGUGCCCUAUUGCGAAGGCAGCAUGGAAAGACUUUGACAUUCGAUGGAGGCGUCUCGGCGACAACGUGCCUGCUAACCUUAUUGAAUCGUGCUUCAGUUUGGACCUAGACGAUACGCCGACACGUGCGUGGCGAACGGUAUGUGAUCAUGUUCGUGCUGCAGGUGCCGAGCAUCGUGAUGUUUUGUACGAGGUUUCCAGGGAUUUGUGGAGGCUGACGGUGGCGGCGACAAUUCAAGCCAUCUGGUGUGCGCGACUUCGUCUCCGCCACGAACCAGAUGCGCUUCAAUCGACAUUGCGGGCGGUAAUUUGCGUUACAGUAGACAAUGCCUUGCGCGAUUUGGUUUCAUUGAGUUUUAUAAAUUCGACACGGAUAUUUCAAAACUUCCGAAGAAUGCCGCUACCAGGGCGCUGGCUGAUUGCCUCAAGGGGACGAUUGACGGGACGAUUCUCUCGCCAUCGAUUCGAGACCGGAGCGCCUAUGUGCUUUUUUUAUGGCGGCUCGCGUGGUAAUCCCGGUCCAGGCGGAUCCGGUUCGGUCAUGGUCUGUGUUGAUCUGGACACGCGAGCAUCAGAGAUUACCUGGGCGGCGAGCAUGUCAUAUGCGCAUAACAGCACAACCAACAACAUGGCGGAAUAUUGGGGGCUUAUUCAUGGCCUCCGUCACGCUGAAACUAGACAUCUCACACCAUUGUACGUGGUCGGUGACAGCUCUUUAAUUAUCCAGCAAAUGCGGCGGCAUCGGCCUCCGCGUCAACCUCGACUCCGACAGCUUUAUCUCAAGGCGAGAAGAUGUGCGGAUGGUCUCAUCACUACCGCGCGAACAACAAAAUGGCAGACUUGGCUGCGAAUAUUGCGAUGGACUCCAAAACGUCACAGCAAACGUGCGCUACUGACAAUCGACCACUGA
Peronospora matthiolae is the source of this 1536-nucleotide messenger RNA. Lineage: Eukaryota; Oomycota; Peronosporomycetes; Peronosporales; Peronosporaceae. The record is from the annotation of a GenBank genome assembly.